AUGGAGCCAGCUCACCCCCCUCCAACAUACGGUAACGUAGAUUUGGAGAAGGACCAACUGCCCCGAACAUCCCACACUUUCAAGGAUCACCGCCGUGGUAGUCAAUUCAGCGCUGAAAAUGCCCCCGUUGUCAACGAAGAUACGAACGAACUGAAGCGGAAUCUUCAUGGCCGACAUAUGCAGAUGAUUGCUAUCGGUGGCGCGAUUGGAGCAGGUCUUUUCGUUGGAUCUGGUAAAGCGUUGUCUAAUGGUGGCCCCGCCAGUUUGCUCCUUUGUUUCAUGAUCAUUGGUGUCAUGAUGAUGCUGAUGAUGCAAGCUCUGGCCGAAUUAGCUGUCAUGUAUCCCGUAAACGGAGCCUUUUACAUGUAUAUUGUGCGGUUUGUUGAUCCGUCCUGGGGUUUCGCAAUGGGUUGGGAUUACGCGAUUCAGUGGCUGACUAUUUUGCCAUUCGAGAUCACAGCAGCGGGCCUUACAAUUGACUAUUGGCACAAGUACAACAUUGGAAUCUGGAUUGCAGUCUUCCUAACUAUUUUGGCUGUUAUUCAAAUUUUCGGCGUGCGCGGAUAUGGUGAAGUGGAAUUUCUCCUCAGCAUGAUCAAAAUCGCUGCCUGUACUGGAUUUAUCCUCUUCGGCAUCAUCGUCAACUGUGGUGGUGUUUCUACUGACAACCGCGGCUAUAUCGGUGCUCGAUACUGGCAUGAUCCUGAACAGGCCUUCAGAAAUGGGUUCAAGGGCUUCUGCAGUGUGUUUGUCACAGCAUCGUUUGCCUUCGGUGGUACGGAACUUACUGGCCUCGCUGCAGCCGAGGCCGCCGAUCCGGUAAGGGAGAUUCCAAAGGCUACUAAGCAGGUCUUCUGGCGCAUUACAUUCUUCUAUGUGGUCAAUCUCUUCGUCCUUGGCCUCAUCGUUCCUUCCAGCUCCACCGUUCUACUUGGCUCUUCUGGAGCGAACACCAAGGCCUCCCCAUUCGUUCUUGCAAUCCAAAUGGCUGGAGUCAAGGGUCUCCCUUCCGUAUUCAACGCUGUUAUCACGAUUGCUGUCAUUUCGGUUGCCAACUCUGCCACAUACGCCUCCACUCGAACAAUUCAAGCAAUGGCUGCUAAUGGAAUGGCACCUAAACUACUCGCGUAUGUUGACAAGAAGGGUCGGCCAAUCCCAACCGUCAUCCUCCAGCUCCUCUUCGGUCUCUUGGCUUUCAUUAAUGAAGCUUCAGAGACAGGAGGCACGAUUUUUGGCUGGCUUCUCGCUCUAUCCGGUAUUGCAAACUUCUUCGUGUACGGCAGCAUUUGUCUCGCCCAUAUUCGGUUCCGGAGGGCUUGGGCGUUGAAGGGACAUUCGAAAGAAGAGUUGCCAUACCAGGCGAUGUUCGGAAUAUGGGGAAGCUGGUUGGGUGUCUUUCUAAACUUCAUGUGUCUGGUUGCACAGUUUUACACUGCGCUUUGGCCUAUUGGUGGGAGUCCAGAUGCAGAAGCUUUCUUCAGCGCCUAUAUUGCCUUGCCUCUCAUCAUUGCUCUUUACGUCAUUUGGAAAGCGUAUUCUUGGUUUCACAUCCCGGAACACCGCCCGUUAUUCGUUAAGAUUAAGGAUAUUGAUCUCUAUGCGGGAAUGCGGGAAGGACAGUUCCAGUUCUCUGGUGAAGGUGUCCCAGUGGAGGAGAGGAGGAGAAGCAUUACGGAACUCGAGCAAAGCAAGAAGAAGACUCCGCUCGGAUAUGUCAAGAGUGUUGUCGGUGCUCUCUUUUAA
Lindgomyces ingoldianus is the source of this 1743-nucleotide messenger RNA. Its product is annotated as AAT family amino acid transporter. Lineage: Eukaryota; Fungi; Ascomycota; Dothideomycetes; Pleosporales; Lindgomycetaceae. Gene Ontology annotation, cellular component: membrane. The record is from RefSeq and is a predicted model, not a curated record. Gene Ontology annotation, biological process: amino acid transmembrane transport. Gene Ontology annotation, molecular function: amino acid transmembrane transporter activity. The coding region runs from base 1 to 1743 and encodes 580 amino acids. The transcript is spliced from 5 exons.